AAAAAGCAGGAGUAAGUAACUUAACCAUAAUUAAGCUGAUGGUGGUUGUCUCACAAAAACUAACGACCGCCCAAACGCUGUCCGAAAUCCAAGCAAGCAGUUACGAAUCCAACUGAACAAUUCACAUCCAUUCAGCUUUCAUUUACAUGCACACACACACAAACACACACACACACAAACUAUUUUAUCAUAUUUCCAAGAACCAUUCAUCUCCUACUUUUUCUCUGACUCAUUCAUUUCCCCCAUCAAACAUCCAUUUCAAACUUUCCAGCUCAACUGAGAUGUUGUUCUUCUCAAACCCUAGUUAGUUACUUUGUGUGAAUACAAGGAGAUAUACAUGUUAUGAUGGCAGAUCCCUCACACAAGUUAUACACAAAGUUGAGACUUUGGGAGUUUCCUGAUCAGUAUGUGAUUGAGCCUACUGAUGGCUCUUCCGGUUCUUGUCUGGCCAUCAGUCGUGUUGAUGGUUCGAUGAAUAUGAUAGAGGCAAUUCCACAUUGUAGUGCCGUUCGAGUGCCUAAGAUUUUAACAAUUUUUGGAAUAGUUGGGAUGCUUAAGCUUUUGGCAGGAUCAUAUUUGAUAGUUAUUACGCAACGGGAAUGUGUGGGGACUUACUUAGGGCAUCCUUUUUAUAAAGUUACUUCUCUAAAAAUAUUUCCCUGUGACCAUUCUCUCAAGAAUACCCCUACAGAACAGAAAAAGAUGGAGACAGAGUUUUCUGCCCUACUAAAUGUUGCAGAGAAGACUCCUGGUCUGUAUUUCUCGUAUGAUGUCAACAUAACCUUGAGUUCACAACGAUUGCAUGAGUUAGGCGAUGAUACCAAAGUGCUGCCUCUGUGGAGACAGGCAGAGCCUCGAUUUUUGUGGAACAACUUUAUGUUGGAAGUGCUCAUAGAUCAUAAGCUUGAUCCAUUUCUACUUCCUUUGGUCCAAGGGAGUUUUCAAAGCUUUCAAGCUGCAAUUGGGAAAGAUAUUAUUGAUGUUACUCUCAUUGCUAGGAGGUGUACUCGAAGAAAUGGAACUCGGAUGUGGAGAAGAGGGGCUGAUGCCGACGGGUACGUUGCUAAUUAUGUCGAGUCUGAGCAAAUUAUAAAGUUGAAUGGAUAUAGAGCGUCUUUUGUUCAGGUUCGAGGCUCAAUGCCUUUUCUUUGGGAUCAGAUUGUUGAUCUAACGUACAAACCAAAGUUUGAGAUCGUGAAGCAUGAGGAAGCACCUCGAGUUGCCGAAAGGCAUUUUUUGGAUAUGAGGAAAAAAUACGGGAAUGUGAUAGCUGUUGAUCUUGUCAACAAGCAUGGCGGGGAGGGACGGUUAAGUGCAAAGUACGCUGAUGUAAUGCAGCAUGUUUCUGGUGACGACGUCAGGUACCUGCACUUUGAUUUCCAUCAGAUUUGUGGACAUAUCCAUUUUGAGCGGCUUUCCGUCCUAUAUGAUCAAAUUGAGGAUUUUCUUGUUAAAAAUAGGUACCAUUUGUUGAAUGAUAAAGGAGAGAUUGUUGAGGUACAGAGUGGAAUUGUGAGAACCAACUGUGUUGAUUGCUUAGACCGGACAAACGUAACACAGAGCAUGAUUGGUCGAAAGAUGUUGGAGUUUCAGCUUAGAAGGCUUGGUGUCUUUGACGCUGCAGAGACUAUUAGUUCAUAUCCAAAUUUUGAUGAUAAUUAUAAGAUAUUAUGGGCUAAUCAUGGGGAUGACAUAAGCAUUCAGUACUCUGGUACUCCAGCUUUGAAAGGAGACUUUGUCAGAUGUGGCCGGCGUACAUUUCAAGGUAUUGUGCAAGACGGAUUUAAUGCCCUCAUGCGCUAUUACCUAAACAACUUUUGUGAUGGUACAAAACAGGAUGCAAUUGAUCUACUACAAGGACACUAUAUUGUUUCGGUCGGCCGAGAAACGAUACCAGCAUCUCAUAAAGGAGGCAUCGAGUCUAUAGCUUCAUUUCGGCUGGCCUUGUCCCUCGUGCUGAUUGGGUUAUUUUUUGCAAUGAUGUCUUUGAGGCGAGUCCGAUAUGAUCUUUGGCAAUUAGUCUUUUCGAUUAUGUGGGCAAGCAUGAGUCUGGCAAUAGCAGCAUUUGUGAAGACCCAUGGCCGUCUUUUUUGUAACCGCCCCAGUCUGCAUAAGCCUCCACGCUAGUAUUAGCACAGGCUGUUUCAUUUACUCUGAAUAUCAGACGGAAUUGUAAGCUUUGGUGGUCAAUAUCUUGUCCAUUUGAAGUAUUAGUUAUAGGUUCUAGUUUCCAUUUCUUAUCAAAUGUCUGAUGAAUCGAAACACAUUUAUUAUCCGUCCCUCUAAAGGAUGCUACAUCAUUUGUAUGUUCAUUUUCCUGUUGAAAAGUAUCGAAGUGUAAAUGAAUAGUUGUUUUUAUCAAUUUUGAACUCCAGUUUGCAUCUGGAUAUGGAUUUUUUUUGUCAAGCAUGCAUUUU
Daucus carota subsp. sativus is the source of this 2417-nucleotide messenger RNA. Its product is annotated as phosphoinositide phosphatase SAC6. Gene Ontology annotation, cellular component: endoplasmic reticulum. The record is from RefSeq and is a predicted model, not a curated record. Bases 343 to 2127 code for a protein of 594 amino acids. Gene Ontology annotation, molecular function: phosphatidylinositol-4-phosphate phosphatase activity. The transcript has 20 exons. Lineage: Eukaryota; Viridiplantae; Streptophyta; Magnoliopsida; Apiales; Apiaceae. Gene Ontology annotation, biological process: phosphatidylinositol dephosphorylation.